UAACUUAAUAUAUUAAUAAUAAUUGUAAAAAACAUCACAACAAUGGAUAUGACAUAUUUUAUUCAUCGUUUAUUGCGUAUAAUAUUAGACUUAAUUAUUAAAUUAUUGGCACUAUUUAUGCCAUCACAUCAACGAUAUUUACCGGCGAUUACCGAUCGACUAUUGUUGGAACCGGCGGUCAAUUUAGUUAAACGGAUAAAAUCUGGACAUUUAAAAAGCGAAGAUCUAAUCAAUGCUUAUAUUAAUCGCAUCAAAUUAAUUCAGCCGCACGUCAAUGCAGUGGCCGAUCAAUGCUAUGAAAAUGCUAUUAAAGCGGCCAUCGAAGUGGACAAACGGGUCAGACAUGAAUUGGACGGCAAUUCACCGCUUACUGGUGUCUCCAUUCAUACGCAACCACUGUUGGGAAUCCCGUUUUCGGGUAAAGACGGCAUAUCUAUUAAAGGAAUGAAAUCGGUGUGCGGUUUGGUUGCCCGCAAGGAUAUUGUGGCCGACGAAGAUGCGACAGUAGUGACAAAUUUAAAAGCUGCCGGUGCUAUACCCAUAUGUACUACAAAUGUACCCGAAUUGAUGAUGUGGUGGCACACCAGGAAUAAAGUUUUUGGACAAUCAUACAAUCCGUACGACAAAUCUAUAGUCACUGGUGGGAGCACUGGCGGUAACGGUGUGCUAAUAUCGUCGGUCGGUUCGGUAUUAGGCAUAGCCUCAGACAUAGGCGGCUCAACUCGAAUUCCCGCAUUUUUUAACGGUGUUUUCGGACACUUUACAACACCCGAAGUGGGAGUAAUGGACGGUCAUUGGCCACCAUUUGUUGCCGAUCGACUUAAAAUGCUUUCAUACGGACCAAUGGUUCGCUACGCCAGUGAUAUUAAACCCGCACUCAAAGUGUUCAUUGGGAAUGAUGUGUCUAAACUAAAAUUAGAUGAAACUGUAGAUCUGAGUAAACUUAAAGUAUAUUACAUGUAUGAAAUACCUGAUCCCGAUAUGACUCCGGUUAGCAACGAGACUCGUCGUACAUUAGACGACUGUUUAAGACAUUUGAAAAGUUUAGGUGCCGUUACUGAAGAACUAAAAUUAGACAAAUUUAAACAUUCAUUUAACAUAUGGUUUGCUUGUAUGAAGACUAAAGGAGUGCCACUUUUCAGUGAAGAGCUAACCAAUCGAAACGGUCGCAUAAACCCUUACAUUGAAAUUAUUAAAUCAAUUUUCGGUGGAUCUAAUCACACCAUUGAAUCAUUAGUUGUGGCCGCUAUUGAAGGUAACACACCAUCAGAUGAAGAGCUACAGAAAUAUCAGAAGAUGGCCGUCGAGUUGACCACAGAAUUGCACCAAAGCUUAGGUGACAAUGGUGUCUUAUUAUGCCCAACCCAUCCGGACAGUUAUGUUAAAACCAAUUCAACAUUACUAUGCUUUAAAAACGUGAUGUAUACCGGAAUAUUCAACUGUUUGCGUGUCUGUGCCACACAAAUACCGUUAGGACUGGGCUCUAAUGGUGUACCACUUGGUAUACAAGUGAUUGCCAAAGGACUCAACGAUCACUUGACUAUCUCUGUCGCCGAAGAAUUUGAACGACGUUUUGGUGGUUGGGUUCCUCCGACUUCUGUUCAUAUAAUGUAAACUUAUGUUAAAAGUUAUUAACCAUUAGGUGAACAAUUUGUUUAUUACACAUUUGAUUAUUGACUAAUCAAAUGCUUAAAAUGCAAUAACUAUAAUAUAAUAUAAAAAAUACUAAAUUUUUU
Molecule: messenger RNA, 1736 nt
Organism: Oppia nitens
Lineage: Eukaryota; Metazoa; Arthropoda; Arachnida; Sarcoptiformes; Oppiidae
Product: fatty-acid amide hydrolase 2-like
Exons: 5
Coding region: 43-1614 (523 amino acids)
Source: RefSeq, a predicted model, not a curated record